CAACGGGCCAGUGUGGGCUGGGUGUCCCUCCCACUGUUUUCCACCCAGCGACAAGGCUGCACAUUGUGCUCAGACCGGGCCAGCGAAGGUUACCCAUAGCCUACGUCUUCCCUCCUUCUCUCCCCGCCUCAGAAGGUAGACUGGCGCACAGCUGCAUCUUUUCAUCCACAACCAACAUUUCGCUCUCAAUCUAACGCGAUCGGACAGCGGGGUGACUUUAUGGUGUCAAAUGGAGGCCUUCAAUUAUAAACUGAACACUUUCUUUGAAUCAUGGAUUGGUCCCAGAGAUCAGCGGGUGCGGGGGUGGCUUCUGCUCGACAACUACCCACCGACCUUUGCACUGACAGUCAUGUACCUUCUGAUUGUGUGGAUGGGGCCCAAGUACAUGAAACACAGGCAGCCCUACUCCUGCAGAGGCCUCCUGGUGCUCUACAAUCUGGGCGUCACGUUGUUGUCUUUCUACAUGUUCUAUGAGCUUCUUACUGCUGUGUGGCACAGCAGCUACAACUUCUACUGUCAGAACACUCACAGUGCACAGGAAGUGGAUAACAAGGUCAUGAACGUCCUGUGGUGGUACUACUUCUCCAAGCUCAUCGAGUUCAUGGACACCUUCUUCUUCAUACUACGAAAGAAUAAUCACCAAAUCACUUUUCUUCACAUCUACCACCACACUAGCAUGCUGAACAUCUGGUGGUUUGUCAUGAACUGGAUCCCCUGCGGCCACUCGUACUUUGGCGCCUCCAUAAACAGCUUUGUCCACGUGGUGAUGUAUUCUUACUACGGCCUCUCAGCCAUCCCAGCUGUGCGUCCGUAUCUUUGGUGGAAGAAAUACAUCACACAGUUACAGCUGAUCCAGUUCUUCCUAACCGUGUCCCAGACAAUGUGUGCGGUCAUAUGGCCGUGUGGCUUCCCCUUUGGAUGGCUCCUCUUCCAAAUAAGCUACAUGUUCACGCUCAUUAUCCUUUUCUUAAACUUCUACUUUCAGACUUACAAGAAGCACCGUGGUUCUCUGAAGAAGGAUCACCAGAAUGGCUCUCCUCUAUCAACAAACGGACAUCUAAAUGGGGCGCCAUCUAUGGAGCAUGCUGCACGCGAGAAGCUGAGGGUGGAUUGACAUUUGAGAAUCUGUCACCCAAUUCUCACUGUGGCGUUUUAGCUAGUGCUGCUACGGGCUAAAUGUACUACUCUAUCUAGUCUAGAAUUCACUUAAGAUGAAAAAAAAGCCAUAUACAGUAUAUCCAGACUUUCCAUGGUUUUGCACACAUUGCUGCUCAUGGUAUGGAGUUGUUAAAUUAAUAUAGUUUAAAAAAAAGAGUAUUGUAGUAUGGUUGCCAUGGCACCAUAGUCCCCCCCUCACCCUCUACAAUUCACUCCAAAUCAAAACUCUUUUUCUUGCUACCAGGAAACAAACAGACAUUUUGCCUUGUUCAGUGAUGCUUUAAACAUAGAAGGUCCAAAGAUGAACGCUGCAUUGUGUGUUAGCAGCUGAAGGUUUUAUCACACCCAACCUAAGGGACAAACAACACACUGCUUGCUAUGGGCCUUAAUGUGUAACUACAGCGUGUGUCUUGUGUCAUGCUUGAUCUCACUCCUGCCUGUGCUGUUGCAUAAUUUUUAUGACAGGUUGUAAGAGCAGAAGUCGCUUUUUGCCAUGUAUAUGCAGAGCAGGGUGUAGCCAAAGCAUAGUGUACUAUAUAUGGCAGGAGUCCUAUUUAAUCCAUGACACAAUGUAGUUUAUUAUGAGCACAAUAUAAACACAUUUCACCUUAACAUCUCCACUUUACCAGAAGUCCAUUUUCUCCUUUCACACUCUAUAAUAUCUACUGUGGUUUUAGCCAGUAAUUGCAAUUAGUACUUGAAUUGCUGUAAUUUUAAAUAAAUCAAGGCACAUUAGGUCUGCAGUAACUAUUUUGCUGCUGGUAAAUAUUUAGCUAUCAGAUUUAUCAAGUGAAUAUAAUCAUACUGUAUAACUGAGUGCUAAAUACUCACGUAUGUUAUAUUCAGAUAUACUUUACUAUGUAGCUGACCAUGGAAACCGCAGUUGAUAAAAAAAAAAAGAGCCAAAAGAUCCAUUUAGUAGAUGCUUUGGAGCUUUUGGUUGUCACAUGAUCUUGCCCAGUUGUCUUGAAAAAGAAAAAUGUCAAUGUAAGCAUCAAAAACACCAAAACAGCUACUAAACUACUAACCUUGUUUUAUCAAAUAUUAUAUGUAUCGGGUGCCUUCUGGACCAGAAUUGGUUGCUAAUGUAGCAUUUUUAAUCUUUUCACUAUGCUAACACCAGUUUGACGUUGGUCCAUUUCUGACUAAUGUGUCAAACUUCACUGUUCAAAUUGUGCACUUGACUCUUUUUCUUGAAAUGAUCAAAUCUCCUAAAAUAAUGGUUUUAUUUUACAAUACAGGAGUAGCUGGGAGAUGUUUGUGACCUGUUUUGCUGAGAGUGAUUCAGCUAUUUAUGCCUCAUGUUAAUAUUUUCUUUUCUCUUUCAGAGUCAGGGGCCUCGUAGUAAAAGCAGGUAUAGAAAACAAUGGCACAAAGAUAUUUGAAUUAUUAUGCUGCACUGCUCCAUUGUGCUGAUUUAAUUUAAUGAGGUACCAUAUGGCCUUUUACCACUGAAGGAACAUGACAUGUUGUUCAGAAGCAGUGACCUAAAUUCAUGCAGCGGGAAUUAUCGUUGAAAUCUGCAACAUACACACAAAGGCCACAAUUCCUCGGCAUGAAGAAUAUGGUCCACAGUCAUGAACCAUAUCCGCUAACUAUUGUUAUUUCCUUUGAAUGUCCAGCUACCUGCCGUCUCACAUUCAGGGUUUACAUAUUUAAGAACAGGGUUAAAUUACCCCCAAUUUGAUAUAGGGUGAGAAAGCAUACAGGUGUGAGAUAUUACAUUUUAUAAAAUGUGAAAUAUUUUUUCUGAAAUCUGGGGUAAAACCGGGUUAACAUGAUGCGACUUAUGCUUUACUCAUUGUAACAAAUUAAAAACAAACCGAAGCUGUAAACCUA
Messenger RNA from Monopterus albus (swamp eel), 2997 nucleotides. It is a transcript of the gene elovl5, whose product is annotated as ELOVL fatty acid elongase 5. The transcript has 8 exons. Gene Ontology annotation, biological process: fatty acid elongation, polyunsaturated fatty acid; sphingolipid biosynthetic process; fatty acid elongation, monounsaturated fatty acid. The coding region runs from base 230 to 1114 and encodes 294 amino acids. Lineage: Eukaryota; Metazoa; Chordata; Actinopteri; Synbranchiformes; Synbranchidae. Gene Ontology annotation, molecular function: fatty acid elongase activity. The record is from RefSeq and is a predicted model, not a curated record. Gene Ontology annotation, cellular component: endoplasmic reticulum membrane; endoplasmic reticulum.